This is a messenger RNA of Ziziphus jujuba (common jujube), 1510 nucleotides long. RefSeq names its product lignin-forming anionic peroxidase. Gene Ontology annotation, biological process: response to oxidative stress; hydrogen peroxide catabolic process. NCBI's taxonomy places the organism in Eukaryota, Viridiplantae, Streptophyta, Magnoliopsida, Rosales, Rhamnaceae. The coding region runs from base 110 to 1066 and encodes 318 amino acids. The record is from RefSeq and is a predicted model, not a curated record. The transcript has 2 exons. Gene Ontology annotation, molecular function: peroxidase activity; heme binding.
UUUCCAAUUAAUAUUAUUUGCGUCUUUCUCUUCAUCAACGUUUCCUUUUUCCCCAUUGAAGCAAUCUCCACCAUAGUUUGCAAAAAAUCUAGCAGAUUAACUACAUACAAUGGCUUCCAACGCAUUUGCAUCUGUUCCUGCCCUUCUCUUCCUGUUGAUGAUGCUUUUCAGUGCAACAAGCAAAGCUCAACUAUCUUCUACCUUUUAUGACAAAACCUGUCCUAAUGCUCUCAGUACCAUCCGAACUUCCAUUAGAGCUGGAAUAUCCAGAGAACGUCGAAUGGCGGCCUCUCUCAUUCGCCUUCAUUUCCAUGAUUGUUUCGUAAAGGGUUGUGAUGGAUCAAUUUUACUUAACGAUACCGCUAAUAACGAAAGGGAGGUAAUUUUCAAUAAGAAUUCAGCAAGAGGUUAUGAACUCAUAGACAAUGCGAAAACGGAGGUCGAAAAGAUCUGCCCCGGUGUUGUAUCUUGUGCUGAUAUUCUAGCAGUCGCAGCUCGUGACGCAUCGGUUGCAGUGAGCGGUCCAUCAUGGACAGUGAAGCUGGGAAGAAGAGAUUCAACAACACCAUACCCAGAUGUGGCAAUUUCUGAUCUCCCACGUUUCACCGAAAGCCUUCCAGAGCUCAUAGCUAGAUUCGAACGCAAAGGCCUAAGUGAAAAGGACAUGGUUGCCUUGUCAGGUUCGCAUUCAAUUGGACAAGCUCAAUGCUUCACAUUCCGCGAUAGAAUUUAUAAUGGCAGCGAUAUUGAUGCUGGCUUCGCUAGCACUCGAAGACGCGGUUGCCCUGCUAGCUCUGGUGAUUCAAAGUUGGCACCACUUGAGUUGGUGACACCAAAUCAGUUGGACAAUAAUUACUUCAAGAACUUGCUUCAGAAGAAGGGACUUCUUCAAUCUGAUCAAGUUCUCUUCAGUGGAGGAUCCACAGACAGCAUUGUAUCUGAGUACAGUAGGAACCCUUCAACUUUUUUGGCUGACUUUGCAUCCGCCAUGGUUAAAAUGGGAGAUAUUGAGCCUCUUACCGGUUCUGCUGGACAGAUAAGGAGGAUUUGUCAUGCUGUCAACUAGCUAUUUGGAAUCUGUCAAAUGUAUAUUGUCAGGACCCGUCCAAAGUUCCCCACCGGAACCCUAGACAAGCCCUGAUCCCAGGGAAACCCUACCGGACCCUUCUGUGGAAGAUCCGGCAGAACCUCCCCUAAGGGAUGGACUUACCACAAAAUUUCCUGCACUGAAAACACACUUCUAUAAUUGUUCCCUUAUUCCUCCCACAGUACGACGAACUGGUUCCACAAAUUUCAGCACUCCAAAAUAAAAAUACAGUAAUCCAGUGCAAUACAAAUACAUAAGUGUCCCAUACAGUAUACAGAGCUUUAUGAAGUACUACAAAAUACAGAAUACAGCAAAAGUGAACGAAAUAUUACAACUGCAGUAAAAGAAGAACAAGGUACUGCGCGAACAAAUACAGCGAGGAAGAUCAAGUCCGCUCCGAGUGAACACCGACAACCUGGUACC